Molecule: messenger RNA, 867 nt
Organism: Momordica charantia (bitter melon)
Lineage: Eukaryota; Viridiplantae; Streptophyta; Magnoliopsida; Cucurbitales; Cucurbitaceae
Molecular function (GO): protein binding; mRNA binding
Source: RefSeq, a predicted model, not a curated record
AUGAAGACAAUAAGGCAACGGCUUCCGCUGCAGCGUCUUCAACUUCCACCACAGUUCAUCCAGAAUCAAAUUCCCGCCAUAGAUUCUCCAUUUUAUUCUUCUUCCUCGAUUUCCGAUUCUGAAUCUGCGUCUGUAGCCAGCAAAACAAAUACGACUCUGACCCAAGACGAGCUUACAAAGAUCAACCUUCUCCUUCCUCGUCUCUGUCUCCACAGCCACCACUCUACUGCAAUUACACUUCUCGACGCAGCUCUCCUCACAAAUCCUUCACUUCAAUCUCUUCCCCUUUCAAUUCUUGCCCAUUCCCUUGCUUCCCAGUCCGAUUUUACCCACGCAAUGUCCCUCCUCACCCGCCUCAAGCACCACCGGAAUGCCAAUCUCUAUUCAAGCCCUAUUAUUACCAUGCUCAUUCACUCUUAUUGUAAGCGACGGAAAUUCAGGGAGGCCUUGAAGAUUUUCCACUGGAUGGGAAGACCGGGGUCGCCAUGUAACCCGGACGAGAAGGUUUAUGCAACCCUAAUUGCGGGACUUUGUAGGCACGGUAUGGUUCUCGAUGCUUUGAAGGUCCUCAGGAAUAUGAUUGGUUCGAAUUUGGUUCCUGAUAGCAAUCUGAGGAAUUGGGUUUUUAGGUCUUUGCUAAGAGAAGCGAUGAUUGGCGAAGCGAUGGAGUUCAACGAGAUUUUGGAUCGCGUUGAAGACCAGAAUUUGAGCAAUCAUCUGAGAAAGGGAGAGGAAAGUUCAGACCAGAGCAGUAAUGCUACCUAUAGUCUUCACUCCUCUGUCCUCAGAGCAGUAGAAGGCUUGAACUUCAAGUUCAGACCACAUCCUCUAAACUGGGAGAAACAGUUACUGAAAUUGAGGCCAUAA